Messenger RNA from Aspergillus affinis, 930 nucleotides. RefSeq lists its product as uncharacterized. NCBI's taxonomy places the organism in Eukaryota, Fungi, Ascomycota, Eurotiomycetes, Eurotiales, Aspergillaceae. Bases 1 to 930 code for a protein of 309 amino acids. The record is from RefSeq and is a predicted model, not a curated record. The transcript has 4 exons.
AUGUCCAUUGCUGUAGCUGGAGGCACCGGCGGUGUCGGCAAGACCAUUGUCAGCAAGCUAAAGGGAAAAGUCAUCAUCCUGACUCGAAGCGCACCAGAACCAUCUGACAUCAGCAGCCCUGAAACGAGGCAAAAAUUGCAGGUAGACUACGAUGACAUCUCUUCUUUGACAAAGACAUUGGAGGAAAAUGCAGUGCAUACUGUCAUUUCUGCCAUCUCAAUCUACGACGACCAAACAAGUCAGUCCCAGCUGAACCUGAUCCAAGCUGCCGACAAAUCCAACGUUACGACGCGAUUCAUCCCCAGUGAAUACUCUUUUAUACAGACCAAGGAGCUUUUACCCGUUGACCCGAGCAUUCAACAUUUCCUAGACGCAGUGGAUCUGCUCCAGAAGACCAAUCUGCAAUACACUCGGGUGAUCCCCGGUUUCUUCAUGGACUACUGGGGAAUGAACCCCGGGAAAAAAACCCAGAGCAAUCUUCAGCCGAUGACAUUCGGCACGGAUAUCGCCAAUUGCAAGGCUGCUAUUUCUGGAGACGGGAAUGAUAAAAUCUGCAUGACGCACAGCGAAGACAUGGCGACAUUCAUCACACGACUAUUAGAAGUAGACGACUGGCCUGAAUUCAGCAUUAUCGUUGGAGAUGAGCCUACAUAUAACGAAAUCAUCAAACUAGGACAAGAGGUGCGAGGGAAGGAAUUCGAGGUCGUGUAUGACGCCCCUGACAGCAUCAAGGAAGGAAAGGUCACCGUUCCUCAGAUGCCGCCUGGGUGCCCGUAUACGGAAGAUGAGGUCUACGACACAACCGUAUUGGUUAGCCGUCUUACCAUUGCCGGAGUGUUCGAUCUGCCUACGGAAAGCCGAUUGAAUGAAAGAUUUCCCGAUAUCCAUACGAAGGAUCUUAAAACGUUCAUGCUCAAUGCAUGGAGUUGA